GCGCUGCGCCUCGGCGCUUCCCAUUACGUAAUUGACGUCGCUUGUCACAAUCCAGGAAGUGGUUAGAUCGUUCUUGUUUGUGUCCCUGGCUCGCUGUUCCCAUCUGUUUUUUCUGAGUUAAUAAAGCGCUUUCACGGGCCGAAAUGGCGACGUUUAUUUCAGUCCCGUUGAAAAAAUCGUCCGAAGUGGAUCUGGUGAAACCACUGUCGAAAUUCGUAACGUCUACUUACCCGGCGAGCGAGGAUCAGGGAGAGUAUCUCCGCGCCGUGGAGGAGCUCAACAAGCUCCGCAAGAGCGCGCUGGGAAGGCCGCUAGACAAACACGAGAGCUCCCUGGAGAUUUUACUCAGAUAUUAUGAUCAGCUGUGUGCCGUCGAGCCCAAGUUCCCCUUUUCUGAAAACCAGCUCUGCUUAACCUUCACAUGGAAGGAUGCCUUUGAUAAAGGAUCGCUGUUUGGCGGCUCCGUCAAGCUCGCUCUGGCCAGUUUGGGCUAUGAGAAGACGUGUGUGUUGUUCAACGUGGCAGCUCUGGCCAGUCAGAUCGCCUCAGAGCAGAAUCUGGAUAAUGACGAGGGACUGAAGACCUCUGCCAAAUACUAUCAGCUGGCCAGCGGGGCGUUUGGCCACAUCAAGGACACAGUGCUGUCUGCUCUGAACAGGGAGCCCACCAUGGACAUCUCCCCUGAGACUGUAGGCACCCUGAGCCUCAUCAUGCUGGCCCAGGCCCAGGAGGUCUUCUUUCUUAAAGCCACUUCAGAUAAGAUGAAAGACGCUGUCAUCGCUAAGCUGGCCAAUCAGGCGGCAGACUUCUACGGAGAUGCCUUCAAGCAGUGUCAGUAUAAGGACAACCUCCCCAAGUAUUUUUAUUUUCAGGAAGUGCUUCCGGUGCUUGCAGCUAAGCACUGCAUCAUGCAAGCCAAUGCCGAGCUGCAUCAGAGUGUCCUGGCCAAGCAGAAGAAGAGGUUCGGGGAGGAGAUUGCUCGUCUGCAGCACGCAGCAGAGCUGGUUAAGACUGUGGCGUCUCGUUACGACGAGUACGUGAGCGUUAAGGAUCUGACAGACAAGAUCAACCGAUCCCUCACAGCAGCUAAGAAAGACAACGACUUUAUCUACCACGACCGGGUGCCUGAAGUCAAAGACCUCGAGCAAAUCGGCAAAGCAGCGCUGGUCAAACCAACCGCCAUCACACCCCCACUCAGUCAGAAAUUUUCAGACUUGUUUGAGAAGAUGGUUCCCAUGGCCGUGCAGCAGUCCAUGAGCAUUUACAGCCAGAGGAAGGCCGAGACUGUUAACAGACUGGUGGGAACCAUGAGGGAGGCGACUAAUCUCUGCAACGGGGUGUUGGCGUCUCUAAACCUGCCAGCUGCUCUGGAGGAUCUGUCAGGAGACUCCAUCCCACAAUCCAUUGCUGAGAAGGCCAGGAACGUUGUGCAGCACGGAGGACUGCAGAGCAUCGAGCAGCUCAUCAAAGACCUGCCCGAGCUGUUGACCCGCAACAGAGAGAUCCUGGAUGAGUCUCUGAAGAUGCUGGACAAUGAAGAGACGACCGACAACGAGCUGAGGACCAAGUUCAGCCAGCGCUGGAGCAGAACUCCCUCUGGAGACCUCUACAAGCCCCUUCGAAGCGAGGGCGCUAACUUCCGCAACAUCUUGGACAAGGCAGUGCAGGCCGACCAGGUGGUGAGGGACCGCUACAACACCCACUGUGACAUGAUCGCCCUGCUGUGUAAACCAGAGAACGAGCUCAACGCCGCCAUCCCCUCUGCCAACCCGACCAAGACACUACAGGGCAGCGAGGUAGUGAACGUGCUGCGCUCUCUGCUCGCUCAGCUGGAGGAGGUAAAGAAAGAGAGGGAGACUAUCGAGGGAGAGAUCAAGUCCGUGACCUUUGACAUGUCCACCACCUUCCUGACGGCGCUGGCUCAGGAUGGAGCAAUCAAUGAGGAGCAGCUGUCGCUGGGCCAGCUCGACCAGCUGUACGGCAGCUACAACCAGCGAGUGCAGGCCAGCCUCCGCACACAGGAAGAGCUGCUGGGGAAAGUUCAGACGUCCCACCAGGAGUUCAGCAGCCUGAAGCAGUCCAACGCAGACUCCAACCAGAGGGAGGAGGUCCUCAAGAAGCUGGCCUCGGCCCACGACAGCUACAUGGAGAUCAGCAACAACCUGCGCGAGGGCACCAAGUUCUACAACGACCUGACAGAAAUCCUGCUCAAGUUCCAGAACAAAUGCAGCGACAUCGUUUUUGCCCGUAAGACGGAGCGCGAUGAACUCCUCAAGGACCUGCAGCAGAGCAUCGCUCGAGAGCCCAGCGCUCCAGCCUUCAACGUUCCCGCCUAUCAGAGCACUCCCGCUGCCCCCUCCGGCCCCGCCGCCCCGGCUCCUGGACCGACCCCUGCACCCAGAACCGUUUUUCCUGUGCAGCCUCAACAACCCGAGUCAAAGCCCCAGCCCCCAGCCAGGCCACCUCCACCAAGCGUGAUCCCUCAGGCAGCCUCCACCACACCCGCCAGCUCACAACCUGCUGCCGCUCCCACUAACAACCCACCACCCAUGGCACCCCAGGCCCAGGGACCACCUUACCCCACCUACCAAGGCUACCCUGGGUACUACCAGAUGCCUAUGGGCUACAAUCCUUAUGCUUACGGCCAGUACAACAUGCCCAACAUGCCCUACAUGCCCUACCAGACCCCGGGUCAGGGAGGAUACCCAGGAACUGCUCCAGCAGGACAGCCCUACCCAGGCUACCCCCAACAACCCCCUCAGCAACAGCCCUACUACCCUCAGCAAUAACUCUCCUCUUCAUCCCCGUAUUCCUCACAUGUUAACACCAAAUUAAAAAAAGAAAAAAACAUCCCCA
This is a messenger RNA of Pundamilia nyererei, 2856 nucleotides long. RefSeq names its product programmed cell death 6 interacting protein (gene pdcd6ip). Bases 144 to 2789 code for a protein of 881 amino acids. Gene Ontology annotation, molecular function: protein binding. Gene Ontology annotation, cellular component: endosome. Gene Ontology annotation, biological process: mitotic cytokinesis. The transcript has 18 exons. NCBI's taxonomy places the organism in Eukaryota, Metazoa, Chordata, Actinopteri, Cichliformes, Cichlidae. The record is from RefSeq and is a predicted model, not a curated record.